Molecule: messenger RNA, 469 nt
Organism: Pristis pectinata (smalltooth sawfish)
Lineage: Eukaryota; Metazoa; Chordata; Chondrichthyes; Rhinopristiformes; Pristidae
Product: arrestin domain-containing protein 3-like
Exons: 3
Coding region: 123-440 (105 amino acids)
Source: RefSeq, a predicted model, not a curated record
CCCAUCAUCCGCUCCCAGAACUGAGUCAGUGACCAUCCCCAAGCGGUGUUGAGUUCCCAGUCGGCCGAGGACGGGGUCCCAGCACAGUCCCGGACCGACCUCUCUGUGCAUCGACCACACCCAUGGGCAGAGUGAAGACCUUCGCGAUCCUCUACGACCGCCCUACCUACUCCUGCGGGGAGUGGGUCUCCGGACGGAUUGUGCUGGAGCUCACGGAUCAGACCGAGGUGAAAGUCCUUAAAAUCCACGCCAAAGGCCAGGCGUACGUCCACUGGACGGAGAGACAGUCCGGUUCCAAGUCCAGUCAAACUCGGCAUUACACUCAGGAGCUCCGAUACUUCAAACACAAGUACCUGCUGAUUGGGACCGAGAAAGACAUGAAGACUUUAUUUAACGGGGAGAGUUCACCUUUACAGCAGAGGAGGUGCUGGAUAUCCUAAAACAUGGAAAGUAAAUAAAUACAGGGCUG